AGUACUCGCAUGGAAUUUUACAUCAAUGCUUUAAAAAAUCUUUAAAACACUUUUAAAAGUUUUAUUUUUAAAGAAUUAAAAUAGAAAACAAAUAAAAAAACUAUUAGAUUUGAAUGUUUUUUAUUUUAUUAGAUAAAUAAGAGUGAAGCAAUAAUUUUAAGAAAUGCGAUAUUUUCUUUAUUUUCUUCUUAUUGUAUCUUUCCUGAAUGCUGUAAAUACACAAGGAGUUUUGGAAUAUAUCACCGAAUUAAUUUGGUCAAAACCACAGUACAGCGAAUCUGCAGUCCAUAGGCAAGAACGACAAGAACCUUUGGAGGAAAAUGUUCCAAAAAUACUUUACGAAGUUACACCUCACGAAACGAUUUUCCUCGAGGAAGCUCUUGCGCUGUCCGGUGCAAAAACAAUUACAAAUUUGGACCGAUGCCAGCAUAGAGUUGUUUUGAAAUUACGCAAGAACUGUGGGAAAAUGAAUGAAGAGGAGCUGGGAAAAUUAUCAAUUAUGCUCCUUAAUUGUCAUCGAUUAAUAGAGGGGCAGAAUUUGUUGGAAUGCUCAGAAACAAUGACACUCCGGGACUGCACGGCUCUUUUGGACUCGGCGGAAAUUUACAAUUCCUAUCAGUUAAUGUUUACAAGAGCAAAAGCAAUUUGCAUUGUCGUUGGGCAGUUGCAGUAUCGUGCAUGGGCAGAAAGUGCCGUAAAUAAAUUAUCUUCUUAUGCACAAGAACAACUUAAAAUCUCUGACCAACUUGUGGAGGAACAAAAAAAUCUCAAUGAUGCAAUUGAUAGCAGUAAUCAGCGUAUCAUUGAGAAUGAAAAGGAGAUUUUACGUUUUAUCGACCAUAUUCGGAUAAAAUACAUGACGAGUAUCAAAGAAGUUUCGUUGAAGAGUACAAUGUUGCAGGAAGUACAAGUACAAAAGUUCGAAAAUAUUUUAAUAGAAUUUAAUAAAUUGUCAACAAGAAUAUCCAACGUGGAAACCACCUUGGAGGCAGAUCUCAAAGAAUUGCAUGAAAACUCCGGGAAAAUCACCAAAGAUAUUAUUGCUGUUAAUACAAAUUUACUACAACAAAUUCAACAAGUAUCAACGCAAUACAGGGAAAAUCUCAAUACACUCGAAGAGAUUCAAACAGUCAUUGAGGGGCUAUUUGUAAUUAUUAAUCAAUGGAAAGACGAUAUAGGAAGAAAUGGGAAAUGGAUUGAAGAUAAUUUAGGAGAAAUUAGUAUCUAUAAGAUUAUGUAUCACAUUGGUUUCCUCUUUAUGGGUAUGAUCAUUUUAUCUUUUAUACAAGUGGAUGGUUUGAGUAGAAUUUUAUUUGUGAGCAUUACAAUUGGAAAUGCUCUGUGUGAUGUGUACUCAGAGAUGGGGAUGUCGCUACCUGCUUUAUUGAGUACUUUAGUGUGCAUAAUUGGUGGGAAAUAUCUAGCAAUGCAUAUUAGUUGGAAUAAAUUUUUGCAAGGAUUUGGGGACACCACAACUGAGGAAGAACAUAAAAUACCAUCGACAAGACAAUACCAAAGGGAUAGUCCAACAACGAGCAGUAGAAGCAGCACCCAUAAGGAACGACAAUUCACUUGCACAGCUGUUAAUUCUCAAGGAAGUCUCUGCCAAAAUUCUACUUUUGAAAAUAGUUUAUUUUGCCAAAUACAUUCGCUUAGGCAAAGAUACGAUCGAUAGAGUAAGGUAUGUAGGGGAGGACGGGGUAAUUUGGCUACUUUCGAUUUCUAAAAAUGGUAUUACCACGCUAGAAAAUCCAUUUCUUCACAGUUUAUACUCCCUAUGGGGAAAAUCCGAUCAUUAGAUUUUCUUUUAUUUGAUAAAAA
Messenger RNA from Lutzomyia longipalpis, 1821 nucleotides. RefSeq names its product protein brambleberry-like. The record is from RefSeq and is a predicted model, not a curated record. The transcript has 6 exons. Lineage: Eukaryota; Metazoa; Arthropoda; Insecta; Diptera; Psychodidae. Bases 164 to 1675 code for a protein of 503 amino acids.